This is a messenger RNA of Iphiclides podalirius (scarce swallowtail), 435 nucleotides long. The record is from the annotation of a GenBank genome assembly. Lineage: Eukaryota; Metazoa; Arthropoda; Insecta; Lepidoptera; Papilionidae.
AUGACGCGACACAACCCGAACACUAAAAUGGCGGCCUCAGCGCUCAACACAGCGCCGGCUUCCACCGCCAACGACCACAAACACGAUGCAGCCGCGAAACACCUAAACUAUGUGGAUGGUGGACCUUGUAACAUAACUCUACGGACGGGAACACAAACGAUAAGCCUCGCCGCCCACUCCCCGCCGACGUACGGACAGCAAAACAACGUGCGACUAGCUGUCACGGGUUUGAUCGAAAUAAGCGCGAGGGGGGAUGUAAUAUUGCGUGGAACUGGUUCGCUAGCCGCCAUCAGAAAAACGCCACACGCCAGAAACGGAAACACCCGCAAGCCGGAAUUCGGGGCCGCCAUAUUGGAUCCGGGUAGACAAUCGGAAAUGACGCGGCAGCCAGCCGGCACUUGCCUAUUAACCGCACCAGAACGACCUCCGUCUAUA